AUGAGAAUGGCCUCAAAACUUAAAGUCGAAUUCAUCAAUCUCAGUGGCUAUCUAUUCUACCAGAAUCGAUCACUAUCUUCACUGAUUCUCGCACCUGUCAACCAAUCUCACUAUAGGAAGCGAAUUUUGCUCGCGAAUCUUCUUCAGAGGUAUGGAUUCCCUCCCUCUUCUCUCAAUCACUUCCUCUCAAGGAACAGUUUCCUCUUGAAUUCCGAUUUAGCCGAAACCGAAAGCUCUCUCGGUAUCUUGUUGUCGUUGAAAAUCCCUCAGAAAUCACUCGUCUCGCUGAUACGCGAUUGCCCUGGUGUUCUGCGAUCGGAGUUCCUGAGGAAAUGGAGAGUUCCUCUCUCCGAGUGCGGAAAAUACGGCGUCGUCUCUUCUUCUGCGAUUACGAGCGUCCUCGAACAUUGUGGCAGAACUGGGAUUGGCCCAGAUAGGUUUAAUGAAUGCACGAGGGUUUUGAGGGGUUUAGGGUUUUGUGAUAGUACUGUUAGUAGGAUCUUAGAUGCUUUCCCUGGCGUUCUUAUGGUGAAUGAGAUUGAAAUCCGCAAAAAGAUUGAAUUUUUGUCUGGAAUUGACAUUCCUCGAGAUAACAUUGAGAGGUUCUUUCACAUUUUCCCUGAGAUUCUAGGGAUUGGUACUGAGACCAGACUUAGGCCAUUGCUCGAUGAAUUCAAGAAGAUGGGUUUUAGCAAGGAUGAGGUAAAGAAAGAGAUUGCUAGAGAACCAAGAGUUCUUGGUGUAGAGUUAGGGGAGCUUUCACGGUGUUUGGAGUUGAUCAACACGUUGAAAUGCCGCGAAGUGAUCAGAGUUAGGAUCCUCAGCGAAGGACCAUUCCGUGCUGGAUUUGAAGUGAAACUCAGAGUCGAUUGUUUAUGCAAAUACGGGUUGAUACAUAGAGACGCAUUCAAGGUAGUGUGGAAAGAGCCGAGGGUGAUCUUGUAUGAGGUAGAUGAGUUAGAGAAGAAGAUUGAGUUUUUGAUAAACCGAAUGGGAUUUCACAUCAGUUGCUUAGCUGAUGUGCCGGAGUAUCUAGGUGUGAAUCUCCAGAAGCAGAUUAUCCCGCGUUACAAUGUCAUUGAUUACUUGAAACUGAAAGGCGGGCUUGGCUGUGAUAUUGGAUUGAAAGGUUUGAUCAAACCAAGCAUGAAAAGAUUCUAUAAUCUAUACGUGAAGCCAUACCCUGAGUGCGAAAGAAUCUUCGUCAAGAGAAAUGAGAAUGCCCGAGUUCAGAAACGACAUCCUGCUGGGCUUUGGAAGCUUCUGAAGCCGCCUAAUCAUGUAACAAGGAAACAAGAUGUGGUGAACAUGAAGUCAUUUGUGGAGUCACUUGCUUUGUAGAUUCGACAUUCUUGCACUGCUUCAGACAAAUACUAAAUAGAAACAGAUCAGCCAAGAUUCUCGCUCCCUGAGCUGCUCUGAGUCGGUAUGGGUUCGCGAUCCACAUAUUUAUCGACAAAAACAUCCUUAAUCGAAUCAGUGCUAUCCACAAAACAGAGGACCGAGCAUAUGGCGAUGCUCUAAUCAUGUGGUUCGUCACAAGAGCCACUUGAGUCGCUAAGUUUUAUGUAAUCUUCGUUUUCUUAUAGUGUUUUCCAACCACAAAGUCCGCAAUUAUUGUAAAAUUAUAUUUUUUUUUAGGUUUGAAUAUAACUUUAUAUUCAAUUCCAAAAAAAAAGAGUCGAUAUGGGUUCUGCGGAAACUUUCAUGAGCUAUCGAAUCUGAUUUCAAUC
Eutrema salsugineum is the source of this 1733-nucleotide messenger RNA. Its product is annotated as transcription termination factor MTERF15, mitochondrial. The coding region runs from base 1 to 1341 and encodes 446 amino acids. Gene Ontology annotation, biological process: regulation of DNA-templated transcription. NCBI's taxonomy places the organism in Eukaryota, Viridiplantae, Streptophyta, Magnoliopsida, Brassicales, Brassicaceae. The record is from RefSeq and is a predicted model, not a curated record. Gene Ontology annotation, molecular function: double-stranded DNA binding. The transcript has a single exon.